Messenger RNA from Cucurbita moschata (crookneck pumpkin), 940 nucleotides. RefSeq lists its product as uncharacterized. The record is from RefSeq and is a predicted model, not a curated record. The transcript has a single exon. Lineage: Eukaryota; Viridiplantae; Streptophyta; Magnoliopsida; Cucurbitales; Cucurbitaceae. The coding region runs from base 209 to 733 and encodes 174 amino acids.
CUUUUCCCCUAAAUAUAAACCUUUCCAAAUUUACACAUAAAUGGCGGAACCCAUCUUUCUUAUAAAACAAACCAUCCCUCCCCUUUCUUCUAUAACUUAGCUUCUUCUUUUGUCUUUGCCUCUGCCUUUGCCUUUUCCUUUGCUCCGGGAGAGGCCUCCGACCACCCCGGCUACUCGACCCUCCCUUCCGCUCACUCACGUAGCUUAUAUGGACCCGACACCACCGCACGUUGAACCCUCCGCCGACUCCGGCAAGGCCAAGAAGAAAAGUGGCGGAGUUAUGAAGAUCUUCAAGGUUGCACUCUUCAUGCUCCGCCGUCGGUCCAACAAAUCGAAGGCAACCGUCGACACGGGCUCGGAUAAGAGCGUGUGGCGGCGGUUGGUGGGCUCAAUGCGCCCUCUCCACGUCCAAGGAAAUGAAUCCCCUCCCAUGUCAUUGCCUCCAUUGAAAUCAAAGAAGAAUUUAGAGGAGUUGCCAACGACAUGGUCAUUAUCGCCAUCAUCACCAUCAUCGUCGUUGUCGUUUACUCGUACUUCGAGGUCCUCUUCUUUUGGCACAAGUAAGUACGCUUCUGCUAUCAAUCUUCAAGAACUCGAUGGUAGAAACGAUGACGACAAUGACAAAAAUGUCAUUGAAGACGACAAUGGAGGCGAUGAGAUGAUCGAUGCAAAGGCAGAGGAGUUCAUCGCGCAAUUUUACGAGCAAAUGAGGCGUCAACAUCGCAACGAUUGAAAUGGAAAGGAAGAAGAAGCUUGUUUUAAUGAAAUAUGUGUGCAUGGGAGGAAGACGUAGCGAUGGAGUUCGCACCGAUCUUUUCAUGGAUUCAAUUAUUUUAUUUUAUUAUUCCUUUUGAAUCAAAUAUAUUAGGAUCUCAGAUAAUCCCUAAAAAUUGAUGGCUCAAUAUCAUUUUGUGGCUGUUUGUAAUUGGUGUCCAAUUUU